AUGUCUACGUCAGAUAUUAACAAAACUAUAGCAUUAUUACAAUCAUCGAAAAUAAAAGAAAGAAAUGACGCGUUAAAUAAUUUAGAGAAUAUAGCAGCAUCGAAAUUUAGAUUAAAUCCCAAACAAUUUAGACAAUUAACCCAAGCAAUAUUAGCAUUAAUUAAGCAUGAAUCACAAAUAUAUUUCAACAACAAAUCCACUACAGUCGACUCAAGAUUAAGUCAAGCAUCGUAUAAUCUACGACUCCUCACUGAAAAAUCAAUUGAAGAUACAAGAAUCGAUUUCAAAUACCGCACAUAUCUUGAUUUGUGCAUGGGCAUAAAAGAUCAAUUUUUCGUACACUCGGAAUUGUUAGAGCCUUGCUCGAUUGAUUUUAUUAAGACUAUAACAAGUAUUUUGAAUUUGAGUUAUGUCAAGGAACAUUUGAAUAGGAAAGAAUGGAGUAUACUAUACAUUUUCUUGGUUUCAUUAAUCAAUAAUAUAUUAGAUGAUUGUGAAGGGUCCUUCUCAAAUAACGGUAAUAACGAAAAAUUGUUGAUUGAUUUAUAUACGGCAUUACAGAAUUUAUUACAAUGUGAAAGUAGCGUUUCAAUCAAUUAUUUACAAUUAUAUGAUAAUGACAACUAUUUCAAGUUGUUGAGAAUAUUGGAUAAAACUUCAGAAUUAUUGAAGAAAGAAAAUGUUAUCAUAAUUAUUAUUUUCCGAAUAAUAAACAAGUUGAUCACGGUAAUUGCCACUGAGAAAUUCAAGUUUGUCAACAAGUUAAUUAAAAUUGGUAUAAGAUUAAUGGUUUACUUUCACCAUUCACAUUGGGAGAAAUUGCAGGAACAAUUUCUUAUAUUUAUUAACUUACCGGGAACUCAUGAUUUAAUCAACUUACACAAUUUACCAAAAUUGAUUGGCGAUCGAUAUAUUCUUAGUGAAAUCAGCACUCAAGAAGAUGGAGAUUCCAUAAAUUCACAAGCAGACAAUCAAGAUGAAGUGUUUUUAUACAAUCUAGGAGUGCUUAUUCAUCAUUUAAUGAAGAAAUUAAUGUCUGGGUCAUUUGAACUAAAAACUGAAGACAUUGGAAUGUGUACAAUCAACAACAGUAUCACAUGGUUCAAUUUGAAAACGAUAUACUCGGACUCGCAAAACUACAAGCCGUGGUUGUUGACUUUAGGAGUUUCACGUCUUUUGAAAUCAUAUUAUGACUUGAAACAGUUUAUAAACAAACAGUCAAAUGACCCACAAACCAGUCUACUUCUUUACUCAAAUGGGUCACCCAAUAAGAACAAGCGACAGAAACUAGGCUCAAUUGCAGAUACCAUCAGUGAUUCGAAUAGUGCAAUUGAACUUUGCAAUAAAUUAAUUCAUUCCAAAGAAUCAUCAGAUAAUCAAGUGUUGGGUUUGAAAUUGUUGACUUUUUACCUUGAAUUAUACACUUUUGAAAAACCAAAAGAACAAUCAACUGAAUCAGAUAGUAUGGAUACCACUAUUGGUGAAAACACAACAUUUGACUUUGUCAUAUCAACCACUGACAACACAUUCAUUGACAAAAAUGUGGUAAUGAAGAAUAUUUUGAUUACUUUUGACGAUAAUUCAAUGAAUUUCUGGAGCAGUCUUUGUGCAAGAUCAGUUUUGUUAGACGAAAUAUUGCAACUGAAUCAUGGUGGGUUUAAGUUCAAAAAAUCAUUCUCAAUACAGCUUUUGAAAUUAUCUUUACUUUUAUUAAAAGAGCCAGAGGUUGCCAAUAUUGCGUGCAAUAUCAUCUUUAAAUUAGUGUUUGAGCAGAAAACCAAUCUAAGUGAAUUGAUCGAUGAUUCUGUUAUCAUUCAAUUGGAAACUUUAAUUGAUCUUUCAGAAAUCAAUGGGCCAUACAAAAUCACUGAAGAAAGUUUCCAAUUUUGGUAUGCAAUCAACAAAUUGGCCAUUGAAGUGAAUUUGUCCAAGAAAAAUUUUUUGGGUCGACGAAUUCAAGAUUGGAUGUUAGCAAAAUGGGAUAUCACAUUUUCGCCUGGUGCAGAUUUUGUUAGUGUUGGCUCAAGUCUAGCCAAUUUCAUAUACUGGUUGCUGGGGAACUCAAUUAGUUAUAGCCCAACAACAACUCAGAAAUCGACUUAUGAAGGUGAUAUUUAUGAAUUUUAUUAUUUUGCACAAUCUUAUGAUAGUUUAGAAAAGUUUUUGUGUUUAAAAUCUGUAUCAGAUAGUAGCGAGACCAUCAAGUUUGAUAUAAUCAGCAUUGCUAGUAGUGACAGAAUUGACGCAAUAUUGAAUAAAGUAAAUCUGACAUUUAUGGUGUUUGAUAGAAGUCUGGUUACCAGUGGUAGUUUAUUUUGUUGGAUUAUCGUUUUACUGAAUAUUGUUGCAAAAGUACGUUCUAUGAAAUUUGUUACUCACGAAUUGACUGGAUUACAGUUUCAGUUGUCAGCUGGAUUGAACUCAUUUAAAGAUAUCACUUUAAGUUGUGAAGAAAUUAUUGAUGUCAUGGAAAUGGUUAAUAAAUUUUUGCCAACCGAUCCAGACACGAUACAGAUUUUCAUUCAAAAUUUCCCACUGGAAAAAUUAGUUAAUAUUAUUAAAUUUGACUAUCCAGGACUUGCAGAUAAGGAUAAUAGAAAAUCAGUCCCAGAAGAUGGUUUUGGGUGGGAGUUUUCUAGAGUUAGAGAUGCUACAACUCCUCCAUCUACUACUUCAACCAGCACAAUAUCUCUUGCAAAAUUGAAUUAUAAAAAGAUACAAUCCCUUGAAGUAUCUAAAUUUAUUAUGUUUACAGCAGAUAUUGAAGGGAAACUACAAUCAGAUAUCUUGACUGCGUUUUUGAACUAUGUCGAAACAUUGGAAAGUGAUGACUUUCUUCCGUCACUUUUGUUUGUUGUGGAGAAUAUCUUUACUGAUCAUCUGGCUCAUUUUAUUGAUGAAAUACAACUUGCCAAAUUAUUGAGAAUUAUAAAUGAAAAACUAUUAAGUACCCAAAACUACGAGAGAAAUGAGUUUGUCCUGGUGGUGAUUUCUCGGUUCUUGUCAGCUACAGCACAAGUUUGGAUAAAUUCUUCGGAUAACUCAUUAGCAAGUGAUUUCUAUAGUUUGGUCCUGCGACUUUAUCUGUCUGGAAGAGAUGACUUGAUUCUAACUGAAACUUCCAUUGUUGAAUAUUGCAGAUUUUUAGCACACUUUAUUACUCACAAUGAUGAAAGAGUCCUUUCAAAUACUGACAUUAAAAACGAACUACUCGAAAAGUUUUCAAAGUCUCCCAACAACAUCAAAGACAGAUUAGCAAAUUCAUUUGGGGAACUUGUUUCGCUAUCUACUGUACAACAACAGGGACAGAUUUAUUCUGAUCUUUUUGAUAGGUUUGUGAAUCCUGAACAGUCAGUCGAAUCUGCUGGUACAUACACUAAGUUUUUCACAAAUUUAUCUCAAUCAUCUUUACAUAUAUUGAGAUUAGCAUUGUUUAAUUUGCUUGAAUGUUCACGGUUCCCAUUUUUUAUUUCUUAUUUGGAAAUAUGUUUGAAAGAGUUUUGCAUGAUUAUGAAGCUAGAUAAUGCCAACAAAUUAUUCAAAAUUUUCAAAUUUGAGAUUUUAAGAAACUGGUGGAAGUACGACUCAAUUGAUGCAUUUCCAUUUGUGUUGUUUCUGUACACAGACUUAAGUUCCUUUUACCGUGACAAUUAUCGGGAAUUGAUUGCUGUUGCAUUAUCGACAAAAUCUAGGAGCCCAGAAAUCAGUAAUGCUUUUGUUGAGCAGUUGGCUGACUUGAAACAAUCUCAUAGUGAAACUUUAGUUGCAGAGAGUUUGUCAAUUAUUGUUCCAUUAUCGUACAGCAAAGAUGGAGUUAGAAACGAUGUGUUCCAAAUCCUUCUUGAUUAUUUAAAAAAUUCAUUCAAACAAGAAUUUAUAGACAAGUUACCUUUGAUUGUAUUGGAAAUCAUUAAAUUCACCGAAAUUUCAAAUGAAAAGUCCUUUGAGAGUCUUGGUACAGAUGGAUUAGUUACUAUGUUGUUAAAUGAUACUGGUUUCUCAUCAACCAUUCAAACAGCUGGUGAAAUGGUAAUUUCAUUUGAUUCUAGUGUUCAAUUAUUAAAGAAAUUAGUCGAGAAAUAUCAUCAACCUGAGCACGAAACGUUUUGGUCCUCGAGACAAAUUUACUUUCUUAUUAGAAGGUUGUCGAUCUCCUUGAAAUUGGCCACUACAUUUGAGCAAAAGGUUAUAUUUUUGAGGAAGUUCAAAUUUGUUUUAGUUUUGGGUGGUAAGAAAUCAAUUGACUAUGCUGUUUCUCGUCUUUUAGUUGAUACUUUAUGUCCAUUGUUACUGAAUGAGCCAAAAAUGUCAGCGGAUGUAUUCUUAAUAUUACAAUCGUUAACCGAUGUAUAUCUGCAUCGGUAUACCUAUGAUAAGUCCAUACUGUUAAUAAUCCAAAUCAUUAAUUCUUUGUUGGAAACUGAGGCUGUUGACCGAUCAAGGGCUUUACUUGAUUGCAUUGAUGAUUUUGUUAAUACUGGCGAUCAAGAUAGAGCAAUUUGCCAACUUCUCAAAUCAUCAGUUGCGAUUUUAAAGGGUCAAGCAGUGGAGAUAGAGUCUUCUUUGAUUGAAUUAUGUUUGGAAGAAAGUGGACCUGAUUAUAUAAAGCAGAUGAUUUUGAUUUCGAGAAUCUUUGGCAAUGUCGUUUUUGCCACAACCCAUAGUGGAAGUAAAUUACCUGUGGUUGAGAAAUUAUUGGCACUCAGUAAAAAUCAGAUUCAGGAAUUUUCUGAUGGAUAUAAAUUGUGGAUUGCUAAUUAUUUGUCUGAUUUUUAUAUUGAAGGUGGUUGUAAAGAGCAGAUAAAAGCUCUUACAUUUGAUGAAUAUGAAGGAAUUCCUGUGAAUGAUUUUGAAAACGAGGUUCGAUCUUUUGAUUUUACAUUGAAAUCAAUUGAACAAUAUAUUUACAAAGAUGAUUUUGAAGCUGCAGCUUGUGCUGAAUCCAUUAUCGGUGUUUUAAUUCGAAAGUAUGAAACAAGUAAACGGGAAGUUUCUAAGUUUUUGAAUUUUGAAACCACGCUUGAAAAGCAUUCCGAUAGUAUACUUCCAAUUGAUUUCCAUACAUGCGUUAUAUUAAAUGAUAAAGCUGAUGUGGAAUACUUGGGAGAUGAAUUAAUUGAUAUAAUUAACAAUUUUGAGUCGUUUUUGCUGAAUGGUACUGAGUUGUGGUGCACUAAAUUGUACUUGGCACUUUUACAGGAAUUGGCAGUUGAGACCAGCAUUGCUCCACUUUUAAGUACUUUUGUUAUAAUGGUUCCUGAAUUUGCUAAAACUUCAUUACCAGUUUUAGUUUGUAAUUAUUUGGCUAUAAAACGUACUCACAGUCAAGACAGAAUUAUUUCCCUUUUGAAUGAGUUUUUACACACUUCCAAAAAAUCAGAAUCUUCUAUUAAGGUUUUUCUUCAAAUAUUGAUUUUAAUUAGGGUUGGUGCCAAGAUUUUUAAGAAACCUGUGUUUGCUAAUGUGUUUGCAAAAAUUGAUAAGUUAAAAUUCUACCAGUUGGCUUGCGAAGUGAAACAAUUUAAAACUGCGUUAAUGUUGUUUGAAGAUGUAGCAUCAGAUACUAACUCAGAUGUGCAUUUGCAAGACCAUUAUCAAACAUUGCAACAUGUUUAUGAGUCGUUGGAUGAUGACGACUUGGUAUUUGGAUUGCCGGAAAGAACAACUUUGGAAUAUUCAAUUUCAAUGAUUAACCGAGUUGGGAAUUCAGAUGACAGGCUUCGAUUUAGUAGUGCCGGUUUUGAUACUGAUAUGAUUUUGAAUCAAGAACCAUCGUACUCCAAUAUAGUUGGCUCUUUGUCAGCUGCGGGUCUUUUGGGAGUGUCAAGAGCAUUGAGCAAAAAUACCAGUUUUGCAUCUAACGAUGAUUCACAAUAUGAAUGGAGUUGGAAAUUGUCCAAAUGGGACUUGCCAAUUUCGAAAAAUGCCACCAAAGAGAACGAGGUGAUAUACAAAACCUUGAAGCAAAUCCAUGAUUUCCCCAUGAAUCUGCAAGAUAUAUGUCUGUCUUCGCUUUUGAAUGCUGUGGAUAAUAAAGUGUCAGCAACUAAUAUGAGUGUUAAAGAGUUUAAACAGGAGGGAAUAAAUUGGUUGAAAACCAUUUCGACUGUAGCUUCCAUUGCAGAAAUCGCAAAUGCCACAGGUGAUAAUAUCAUUCCCAUGACAAACCAGUUUUCAGAAAAAACGCAAUGGUUUGGGGAGGUUGAGUUUAGCAUGUUUGAGAAUUUAUUGUUAGCAAGGCAAACAACGUUUGGUUUAAUAAAUGAUAGGCCGAUUUCAAGUUUACCUUCCGAUACAGCUUGGAUGGGUGCAUUGUGUGACUUGGUUAGAUAUAACAAUUUAGCAAGGACCAAUGGAGAAUACCAGAAAAUGGUGACAUCGACAAUGUUGGUUGAUGUGGUAUCUAAAAAACUUCAAAGCAGCUCUUUGGAUAUGGUUGCGUUCAACGCGAAUAACUUGGCAUCUUUUCAAACAGCACAAACUCUUUGGUGUCAGGGGAAUACCAAUGUACCGGUGAUGAUUAUGAAAGAUUUGUAUGCGGCAGGCGGUAUUGAUAUGUCAGAAAACAUUUUAAAGGUAGACAAAUGUUUGAUAAGAGCCAUGAUGGUUGAUUGGAUGUCUCAAUCACGACAGGAAGUUGCCUCUAGUAUUAUGGAGAAAUAUGUUAUGCCAACUGAAGAGUUAUCGAACCACAUGAUUGACCUUCAACAACAAUCAAAAAUAUUUUCAAUACUUGCCCGUUUUUGUGAGGAACAAUACAAAUUCAAGUCUUUGAGUGAAAAAAUUUCCAAAUUGGAGAAAAGAGUACUUAAUAAGGAAAAUGAAAUUAAAGAUCUUAAAAAGCAAUAUGAAAAAGUCACUGUUACACAUGCUGAACAGAAGCAGGUACAACAAUACUACAAUAGAUUGAAAAAGCAAUUUGUUUCUGAAAGUAAAGAUUUGGAAUCGUUACGAAAAAGCAAACAAUUGUUUUCUUCCAAAGCGGUUCAAUAUUAUAUGAAGAGUAUCAUUGUUGAUGAUUUUGAAGAAGAGAACUUGGAUAAAUUUUUCUCUUUGUGGUUAGAACAAUCAGGGAAUAAUGAAUUGAAUCAAUCGAUUCAAUCCAAUUUAUUGGCAUUACCUAGUUAUAAACUCGUUUCCUGGUGUACUCAAUUGAUAUCAAGAUUAUCAAACGAAACAAACAACUUUCAAAUAUUAUUGAAAAAAUUGAUAAUAAACAUGUGUCUUGAUCAUCCCCAUCAUUCAUUGUACUUGUUGUUAUCAUUAAAGAAACACAAGCCCAAUACAAAUGAGGUGUUGAAUCCACUGUUACUUUCUAGAUGUGCAGCUGCUCAAGCAAUUUGGGAUCAACUAUUACUACAAGACCAUCGAUAUAUACUGGAUGUGUUGUUGCCAAUUGAUGGUUUUACUGAUCAGUGUAUCACUCUCGCUGCAUAUAAGGUUUCCAAGGGUAAAAGCAUUGAUUUGACUAAAUUCUCUGCUGGUGAUUAUUGGUUAAAUGAGUUGCCAGCAAUUCCACCGCCCACGGAAACAAUCAGGGUUGAUCCUAGCAAACAAUAUAAGAAUGUUCCCGUAUUACAUUCAAUUGACAAGAAAAUUCUGAUUGCGACAUCUGGGUUGAGUUUGCCAAAAAUUGCCAAUUUUAUCUUAUCAAACGGUACUGAGCAUCGUGUGUUGUUGAAGCACGGUACCGAUGGUAUUCGACAAGAUUCCAUCAUGGAGCAAGUUUUCAAUAAAGUGAACAAUAUUUUUGCCAAGGAUCGAGAAUGUAACAAGCGAGGAUUGACUAUUCGGACAUAUAAUGCGGUUCCCUUAGGACCGUUAUCAGGUAUAAUUGAGUUUGUUCCUAAUUCCAUGGCAUUUAUUGAUGUUAUUAGUGGAUACCAUCAAAUGCAUGAUAAGAUUAGUUAUGACAAGGCAAGAGAGAUGAUGAAACUGUGUCAGUCGGGUGAUAAACAAAAGCGAAUACAUAGUUUUGAACAAAUUGAAGCGAAAAUCAAACCUGUGAUGAGAUAUUUCUUCCAAGAGACGUUUUUAACUUCUGACAGUUGGUUUGAGAGUCGAGUUAAGUAUACUCAUGGAAUUGCCACUUCAUCCAUUGUUGGUCAUAUAUUGGGACUUGGCGAUAGACAUUGUAAUAAUAUAUUGAUAGAUCGAAGUACAGGUGAACCAAUUCAUAUUGACCUUGGUGUUGCCUUUGAUCAGGGUAAACGAUUAGCUAUACCAGAAACAGUUCCGUUUAGAUUAACACGUGAUAUUGUCGAUGGGUUUGGUGUAACGGGAGUGGAAGGAAUGUUUAAGAAAUCAUGUGAACAUACAUUAAGAGUGUUGAGGACAAACAAGGAACACAUUAUAUCUAUAUUGGAUGUGUUACGGUGGGAUCCAUUAUAUUCAUGGACAUUAUCACGAUUUAAAAAGCGGAAGUUGCAAGAGGAUGAAACAGGACCUGGUGUGCAACCAGAGGAAGAAGGGUCAGAAGCUGGUACGGCAAUAAUGACAGUUAUUGAAAAGUUGAAUGCCAAUGGAUUGAGUACUGAAGCAGCAGUACGAGAAUUGAUUCAAGAAGCAACAAGUACACAAAACUUGGCAUUAAUUUAUUUUGGAUGGCUGCCAUUUUAUUAG
Molecule: messenger RNA, 8622 nt
Organism: Candida albicans SC5314
Lineage: Eukaryota; Fungi; Ascomycota; Pichiomycetes; Serinales; Debaryomycetaceae
Gene: TEL1
Product: DNA-binding protein kinase
Exons: 1
Coding region: 1-8622 (2873 amino acids)
Biological process (GO): DNA repair
Molecular function (GO): protein serine/threonine kinase activity; protein binding
Source: RefSeq, a predicted model, not a curated record